CUUACGUCAUACUUCCUGCCUAGCUCCUUCUUUUAACGCUACCAAAACAAUGGCGUCCUGUAGUGAAACGUCUGCUACAGCCACGGAAGAGGAAACGACGGAAACUCUGCCUUCCCAGAAGAGAGAAGAGAGACUCAGAAAGUUCAGAGAGUUGCAUUUCAAACGGAAUGAAGCACGUAAACUGAACCACCAGGAAGUCGUGGAAGAGGACAAGAGACUGAAACUCCCCUCUAACUGGGAGGCUAAAAAAGCCCGACUGGAGUGGGAGCUUUCUGUGGAUGAAAAGAAAAAGGAAUGUGCUGCCAGGGGGGAGGACUAUGACAGAGUGAAGCUGCUGGAAAUCACAGCUGACGAUGCAGAGCGGUGGGAGAGGAAGAAGAAGAAGAAAAACCCAGAUACUGGAUUUGCAGGAUAUGCAGAAGCUCAGUUUCGGCAGUAUCAGAGGCUCACCAAGCAAAUCAGACCAGACUAUGAAAGCUAUGAGAAGCAGAGGGAGGACUGUGGUGAAGACUUCCACCCCACGUCCAAUAGCCUAAUUCAUGGCACCCAUGUUCCCACAAAGGAGGGCAUUGACAGGAUGGUGGAGGAUGUGGAGAAACAGAUUGAGAAGCGAGCCAAGUACAGUCGACGCAGAGCCUACAACGACGAUGCAGACAUUGACUACAUCAACGAGAGAAAUGCCAAGUUCAACAAGAAGGCAGAGCGUUUCUAUGGCAAAUACACUGCAGAAAUCAAACAAAAUCUGGAGAGAGGCACAGCUGUCUAAUGGCUCAAAUCACCUAAGUGGAUGUGUUGCUUUUGUUUCUUCUUCAUCCAAGAGUUCUGGGUGCAUCCUCUUUUUUUUUUCUGUACUUAAUGCAAAAAAGACCAUGACUUUAAAUGCAAAAAGUGAUUAUUUAGGUAACAAUUUUAUAUAAUGCUGAGGUUAUUGUGAGCAAACAAUUUUAUUGUUUUAAGAAAUGUAUUGUGUGGUCUUCUAUAUUGUAAAGUAUUAGAAUUUAAAACAGUCCUUUUGUGAUUGUUUUCCAUUUCUUGUUAAAUAAACCAGUCCAAACAUCCA
Molecule: messenger RNA, 1060 nt
Organism: Labrus bergylta (ballan wrasse)
Lineage: Eukaryota; Metazoa; Chordata; Actinopteri; Labriformes; Labridae
Gene: syf2
Product: SYF2 pre-mRNA-splicing factor
Cellular component (GO): catalytic step 2 spliceosome; Prp19 complex; post-mRNA release spliceosomal complex
Source: RefSeq, a predicted model, not a curated record